Babesia microti strain RI is the source of this 1050-nucleotide messenger RNA. RefSeq lists its product as hypothetical. The record is from RefSeq and is a predicted model, not a curated record. The coding region runs from base 1 to 1050 and encodes 349 amino acids. NCBI's taxonomy places the organism in Eukaryota, Apicomplexa, Aconoidasida, Piroplasmida, Babesiidae. The transcript has a single exon.
AUGUACAAAGCAGUGGAUAUAUGGGACAAAUUUUUUCAAAUCUUGGCUACACUAGGGGCUAUGGUAAUUGCAUAUGUCAUUCUCAACUUUGAAGAAACACAUUUCAGUGUAGAAAAACGUGAAAAAUCUGAAAAAUUAGAUUUGAAUUUAAUUAACCGUAUAAAUUUUGAGUUGCUACUAAAAGACCCUCCAGAGACAAGAUAUAUAGUAGUUAAGGCCUCAGAAAAUCAUGUAUCGUCCCAUGCUCUAAUGACUAAUUUGGCCACCAUAUUGUCCAACAAGCUCGCAACAUCCAGGCAACAAAAUUUGGAGAAUAUUAGAGAUUUGACUAAAUUUAUCCCGCAAAUAUUAGAGCACAGAAAUGCAGUACUUUAUUCGGUUGGCAAUGACACCGUUACAGUAUGCAUGAAGCUGUUAACGGAAUUGUUGGAGGACAUGGAAAUCGUAUACCACGUGCCGCAUAAUAGGACAACGCUAGAAAAACUAAUCUCAAUGAAAACGUGCGAUUUGUUACAGAAUAAUAAUGUAGAGCAGUUUAUACACUUGAAUCCAUUUGUGAAAAUCGACAGUAAAUAUGAACGUAACAACAUAUACUCGACUAACCUUAUAAGAUUGAUGGUAAAAAACGCCGUGUAUGAGUAUAUUGAAAAAAUAUCAUCACGAUUUGGCAAAGUUUAUGGUUUGUGGUGGAAGGAAGAAGUAUCAAAUGCAGUGACCCGCAUAUUCAUAAGGAAUAUGGAAAAUAAUGAAGUGAGUACCCAAAAUCUGAGGCAAUUUGGGGAAGAACUUGAGGCUACGCUAACUUCAUUGGGGCAAUUCAUAUUUCUUGACAUCAACAAAGAUGACAGACUGUCAUCGGAUGAACUGAUGCACAUAUUCGAAGUGCCCAAUGCGGAAAUUAGCUUACCCUUCAUAUUUUUAUUGUUUAAAAUUGCAACCUCCAGAUAUAGUUUCACAAUCAGCAUGAUUGACUUCAUAAUCUUCAACUUCUCCCUGCGCAUUACAGAUGAUGCCACCAGUGCGCAACUGUGUAAUAUUGUUCGCCUUUAA